This is a messenger RNA of Galleria mellonella (greater wax moth), 2451 nucleotides long. RefSeq names its product glucose dehydrogenase [FAD, quinone]-like. Gene Ontology annotation, molecular function: flavin adenine dinucleotide binding; oxidoreductase activity, acting on CH-OH group of donors. NCBI's taxonomy places the organism in Eukaryota, Metazoa, Arthropoda, Insecta, Lepidoptera, Pyralidae. Bases 457 to 2367 code for a protein of 636 amino acids. The transcript is spliced from 3 exons. The record is from RefSeq and is a predicted model, not a curated record.
UAAUGAAAUUUACAGCGCACCGUACAUGUAAUAACGUGCUUCGAUCACAAGCUCUUGGAAAUCAUAACAAUGCUGUUUACUCAUAAACACGAACGAAGAAUGUAAACAAAAAAAUUCCCAGAUGUCCACAGACAUCGGCUCAUUGCUCCUUGAAAACUGCAUUGUUGUACAUGUAUAAAAAAGUGAUAUUUUUCUCUAUCUCGGACAUCUAAGUAUCUUUUUUUGGUAUUCCAAAGUUCAAAGUAAACUGUGACUUCUUACAAGUGUACAAAACUGUAAUGCAACUGUCGUAUAUAAAAAACUGUGUAACUUACUGUAAUUAACGAAUGUCCUGAAAUGACUCCUAUUACAGAUAUAAACUUUGCAAAACCAAUAAAUCUUCGAAUAUUAUUAGAUGACGCAUUUUAAGGAGUGUUUAACAAUUCUUAUAAAAUUACGAAAAUUGUAAAUGAUGCAAUGACAGCAAAUAUAACCGAUGAUUUAUGCAAAAUAUGUGAUGGCAGAAUAGAAUGCGCGCCAACAGCUAUACUUCUGAUUUCUUUAAUUCACACAUUAUAUGGUCAUAUUGGUAAAGAGCCGGAUUACUUCAGAAAUAACAAAGAAGAAUUAACUAAGAGAAGCAAAAGUGAAGAAGAACUAUAUAAAAAACGUAAAUACAGGCCUUUUGGAUACUUUGAUAAUAUUAAUCGUGAGGAUAGAGAAGAAGAUGAAGAAGAGAAGAAUUAUGAAUUAAUUGAUGUUGAUUACGACUUCAUCAUAAUAGGAGGAGGAACGGCAGGUUGUGUAGUUGCGAGCAGAUUGUCAGAAAAUAGGAAAUGGAAGAUUUUACUGGUCGAAGCUGGCCCUGAAGAGCCUAAAAUAGCUCUAAUUCCAGGCCUUACUAGCGAAUUUCAAGGAUCUGCCUUAGACUGGCAGUAUACUAUGCGACCAAAGAAGGGGUUUUGUCAAAAUCAAGUUGAUAAAGGAUGUGAAGUUGUUCAAGGGAGAGUCCUUGGAGGCACUUCUUCUAUAAAUGAUAUGGCAUAUGUAAGAGGCAACCCUGCAGAUUAUGACGAAUGGGCUUUAAAUGGUAACGAAGGAUGGGCUUUCAGUCAAAUUCUUCCCUAUUUUAAGUAUUCUGAAGGAAAUUAUGACAAAGAUAUUUAUAAGAACAAAAUAUAUCACUCGACGCAAGGACCGUUGGAUGUUGGAAGAUAUCCAUAUGUUGACGAUAAUGUAGAUGUAUUAUUAAGCGCCUUUAAUGAACUAGGAUAUAAUUAUACAGAUAUUAAUGGCAGAAACCAAUUGGGAUUUAUGAGAAUUCAGACUAUGUCAUAUUUUGGUGAAAGGGUUAGCGCAUUCACAGCAUUUCUUGAACCUAUUAAGAAACUAAGGUCAAAUCUUGAAAUAGUUUCAGAAGCAUUAGUAACAAAUAUUAUAAUAGAAGAAACCAGAGAUAUUAUUAAAGCUUUAGGUAUAGAUUAUAUAAAAAAUGGUACAAAAUUUAGAGCGAGAGCUUUUAAAGAAGUAAUAUUAUGUGCUGGAGCAAUAAAUUCGCCAAAAUUGUUGAUGCAAUCUGGCAUAGGUCCUAGAGAUUACUUAGAAUAUUUAGAAAUUAAAACUUAUAAUGAUUUGCCUGUUGGAGCAAAUUUCCAUGAUCAUUUAUCAGUUUGUUUACCGGUUAUAAAGUUAACCAAAACAGCAACCACAUUUAAGUUUCCUGAGAAACUCAAAGAUAUUACUACUUAUUAUACUAAAGGCACUGGUCCUCUUUCGGCAAAUUUUCAAGUAAUGGCUUUUUUCGAAACUAGUAUUUCUGAUAUUUUGGGUACGCCCGACAUAGAGAUAAGAUUUAAAGGCCAUAAUUCCAAUAUGUAUUACGACAAAAUAGACAUGUGUGUAUCACUUUUAACGCCGAAGAGUCGUGGUCAAGUUAUGCUAAAUGCGACAGAUCCUAUAUUUGGAAACCCAUUGAUUUAUCCAAACUUUCUCAAAGAUCCUAGUGAUGAAAAGAAACUAUUAGAAGGAAUACAUGAAGUUGUAAAACUUUUUGAUACAGAAGUAUUCAAAACUGCAGAUUUUGAAUUCGAUCCUCGAUCUAUUUUAAAUAAUGAGUGCAAAAAUUACGAAAAAGUUUCUAAUGAAUUCUGGUCUUGCAUUAUUAGAUAUUUUUCUAGACCUUUACACAACUAUGUCGGAACUUGUAAAAUGGGCCCAAUGAAAGAUCCAGAAUCUGUGGUGGACAGUAAUUUAAGGGUUUAUGGAACAUUAAAUUUAAGGGUAGUUGAUGCAUCAAUUAUGCCAAAAAUAACAAGAGGUUCUACAGCUGCACCUGUAAUAAUGAUAGCUGAAAAAGCUAGUGAUUUAAUAAAAACAACUUGGUAUUAAGUAAUAACUUUAAUAAACUUUAAAUAAUAACUAUAGACAGGAUAAAACAAUAUUAUUUUAUCUAGUGUUAUAAUAAUAUCCUUU